This is a messenger RNA of Periconia digitata, 2867 nucleotides long. The record is from the annotation of a GenBank genome assembly. NCBI's taxonomy places the organism in Eukaryota, Fungi, Ascomycota, Dothideomycetes, Pleosporales, Periconiaceae.
CUGGACUACCUGCGUAUGUCUACUAACAGCAUUUACGUGCCGUUGAACCCUAGGGGACGAAAAAUCAGACUUCUGGAGCUGCAGCCAGGGCAGUGGGACGACACUAUCAGUGUGAACCUCAUCGAGAGCACAAUUGGAGAUGGUACUGACUACAUCACCAUCUCCUACACCUGGGGCAGCGUUGAUGUUGCCAGGCAAGUUCUCGUACGGUGCAAUGGAGUAAACUAUUCGAUAAGCGAAAAUCUCUUCACUAUACUCCGCCGGUUGCGCUGGUCGCAUGGUAAAGCAAUUCUUGUCUGGGCGGACGCUUUAUGCAUAAACCAGACUGAUACGACAGAGCGCACGCAUCAAGUUGGACUUAUGGGCGAGAUCUACAGAAACAGCUCUGAGACUGUGAUAUGGCUUGGAGAACAAAGCCCUCAGGAUGAUGUGGGCUCUCGCUUCCUAGAUCGAAACACCAGCUCGCAUGCCAUAAUGACGAGUAGUCCAAUUCAGAUAGCCUGGAAGGGAAACAGUCGGGACCAAGAACUUCUUCAAGCGUAUCUCUUGGACCAGGAAGAGGAAAGCUGGCAGAACGAUGUGUUUGGGGCCUUUUGUCUCAUUUCAAGUAUUGCAGAGGGUACCAGCGAUUCCAUGUUCAAACUAUUUGACAGUCGACCGACGGAUACGCGCCAUCCCUUUUUAUAUCUCAUGGACAUGCAAAAUUCGAAGGCAUCAAGAAUUUUAAGUGGUUUGCAGAGGUUGAUCAGUUCACCUUGGUGGCGAAGGAUCUGGGUGGUUCAGGAAACUGUCUUGGCUCGUAAAGCAACUGUACAAUACGGCAUACUUUCAGCUCCUUGGACCAUGUUGGCAAAGGCUGCGACUCGUUGGGCACAAGACCAGCAUUCACUCUGCUUGGAUCUCUCCGGGACUUUCCAAGGUCACGGAGUUCUGAACAAGUUCAGUACCGCAGUUCUCCAGUUUAACGAGACGCGCAAUGAUCAUCAAAGCUCGGCACAGGACUCCACCUUGCUUUCAUUACUCUGGAAAUUUCGACCGCUGGAGGCAACUGACAAACGCGACAAGGUCUAUGCACUGCUUGGAAUGACGACGAACUGGCAAGGUCGGCCGCCUAUGACGCCCGAUUACAGUAUCAGCGCGAGCGCAGUUUUCCUUCGAACGACUAUAAACAACAUUCACAGAGCGCAAUCACUCACGGUUCUUGCUGGCGACCUCGAAGCUAUACUUAACCGUAAAAGUAUAGCCGAAAUGCCUUCAUGGGUCAUGGAUUGGUCGCUACCAUGCCUUUCCCAGGAGGUAUCCAGAGUCGCUUCACUCAAUCUAUAUAAUGCGGAUGGAGGCCUGACUGGCCCUGUGCGUACUCACCGAAAAGAUCCCAUUCUCGAAAUUGAAGGCGUCUACCUCGACCCCGUUGUCGUUGUGGGGAAUGUCAGUCGACAUACGCAGGUCAGCGACACCCACGCCGUACUCCGUGAGUGGCGCUUAUUGUCGCGGGCACAAGAGCAAAAGCGUGGACGCUACCCCGUAACUUGGGACACCUACGAAGACGCCUUUUGGCGCACCCUCAUCGGCGACCAAGUCUACGACAAUUCCAACAUAGACAGCCAUCAUCUCCCCGCUCCCUACGACGAGAACUCAUUCCACGUCGACACAAGCAUGGACGAGAACAGGACAGGCCAGCCCAACCGUCGUCGCGCUACCCCAGAUGACGAGAACUCGUUCCGCGCCUGGCACAUGUGGUCGCGCUGCAUCACCCGCGACACCAUCGAUCGCCGCGCCUUCCUCUCUGAACGGGAUCUCUCCGAAGGCAUCUCAUCCAUCCACUACGCGCUCAAGACCACAACCGCAUCACGUCGCUUCUUCAUCACACAAAGCGGAUUCAUGGGGAUCGGGCCGCGGACUACGAGGAUCGGAGACGAGGUGUAUGUCGUUAAGAAUAGCCGUGUACCUUUCCUGCUUAGACGGCGGUUUGAACGUCGUCGUGCGUUCCGCGAGAAGGAUUGGUAUUCGUUGAUCCGAGGUCACAGCUCUGGUCCUGCUAUAAAACCAGAUAAAGCAUCCAAGGAGAAGAAGCUGUGUCAUCGGUUGGUUGGGGAUUGUUUUGUGUAUGGGGUUAUGGAUGGUGUUGUGCUUGAGGAUCCGGACGUCAAAGUUGAGAAGCUAUACUUGGUUUGACGGCACGUCUGUUCCUCCUCCGCUUCUCUCCUUUCAACCUUCUUUUUCUUUCCCGCGGGACUGGUCUCGCAAGUGGGGAACGUAUCUAAAGUAGUAAUAUUUUUUCUUGUUUAGAUACCCCUAUUCCUAAUCGUAAUUCUACAUUUAUUCUAAGCUGAUUCUGAGUUGUAAUUCCGCAUUUUUUUUUUGGUUUUUGAGUUGGAGUUUAGGUAAUCCUACACACAGCGAUGGGUUACAACGAGGAAAAUACCAAAAUAACGAGCGAUUAAUAAAAGGACUGUAAUUCUGCAUACAUGGCUGGAUAUAUCUUGUCAUCAUUAAGACACCAGCACGUUCUUUCCCCCCUUUUCCUUUCACAAAGCAUUUCUCUGCCGUAGUUAAUAUAUGUUAAAUGGGCCUCUAAGACACGCCUAUCUAUUCAUCUAAACACAUUUAACACAUCAUACAACUUCCAAAAAACGAAAAAAAAAAGAGAAAAAGUAGCAGGUAUCAGAGUCACAACCAGCAUUGAAUACUCCAGGGACACAGGCAGUCCCAGAGACACUCAAUUCCCAGCUUUUCUUUAAUGUUUGUUGUAAUGCCGAAUCUGGACUUGUAGAAUUACAUAUGUAUAUGCACACACACACACACACACACAAGCUUCGUUUCCUCAAUCUCCAAAUAUAGAAAAUCAUAUAGACCCACGGCACCCU